GCCCCACCUAUUACUUUUUUCUGCAACCUUCUCUGUAUCUUGUAAUUGGUUCUAGCUUUUGCCAGUUUCUUCCAGACAUGAAGGGGUUGAUGGUUAUGAACGAGGCCACUGAUAUUGCCUUCUAUUCGGUUGACUCUCAGCUCCGGGCACACCUGCACAGGAGAAUGGAAAUACUGGAAAACUCAAUUGGACAAAGAGAAGAAGAGGAAGAUUUGAGAGGAUUACUGACUACCUUCUUUGCUCCUCUCACCACAUCCUUUAACGUGCUCACCUCAAUGAAGAAACCUCUCUUCUCCAUUACUGCUGACGAUAACUUUUUAAUUGUUUUUAAAAAAUUCGGUGAACAUGUCUUUGUGGCUGUCAAUGGCGACGGUUCUGAGUCUGAAGACUUUCUUGUUCGUAAACUUCAUGUUUUCAACAGAAUCAUUGGACUAUUGUAUGGACCAGUACUGGGAAGGUACAUAUGAC
Messenger RNA from Amphimedon queenslandica, 468 nucleotides. RefSeq names its product Hermansky-Pudlak syndrome 1 protein homolog. The record is from RefSeq and is a predicted model, not a curated record. Gene Ontology annotation, biological process: vesicle-mediated transport. Bases 78 to 467 code for a protein of 129 amino acids. Gene Ontology annotation, cellular component: BLOC-3 complex. Lineage: Eukaryota; Metazoa; Porifera; Demospongiae; Haplosclerida; Niphatidae. Gene Ontology annotation, molecular function: guanyl-nucleotide exchange factor activity. The transcript has 4 exons.